AUGCCGGUUGAUGACUUAUUAUCUUCCAGCCCCAAGUCAUUAGCCACCAAUAAUAUUUGUUUAGACGGAUACAUAAUAUCAUCUGCAUCCAAACUUCAAAUAUUUAACGUGACGUACUCUCAACGCGGAAAAUAUGUUUGUAUCGCUAGAAAUUACAUUGGAGGUGAAGAAAGAAUUCAUAAAUCAAAAGCAAUAACUCUGAAUGUCUUUGGACCACCUAUUGGGACAGACAUCAGAACAGCUGAGGGCUGGCAAGGCAGUACAGCAAGCAUGCAAGCGACGGUAUGUUCCGAUCCGUCACCGACUAUGGCCUACUGGUUCUGGGGCCGAUUCCGAUUAGAUGUACCUUCAGAAAUUGAUCGAUAUAAGGCAUUUCGAAAAGGAGGCAUAGAAGACUGUUACCUUUAUACACUGUCAAUACGAGACGUUCAAUCUUCUGAUGCGGGAGAUUACGUGCUGCGCGUAGGAAAUGACAAAGGAUUUUCAUCACAUAAAAUAUCCUUAAAAGUACACGAGACAACUAACGUGACACCACUGAUCGCAGUAGUGCUGGUCUUUGCAGCAUUGCUGGUGCUACUACUGUGCCUCAUAUUGCGAUGUCGACGGAAGGGAGAUACACAUUACAGAAUUACUAAACUUGACAGGUACGCAGAACAUCUACACGCGAGUACAGCAUGCAGUCAUCGAAGUCCAAUAAUGCAUAUAUCAAGACUCCAAGCCAAAGCUGAACAAGAAAUUGAAGAGAAUCUCUACAGUUCACCAAUAGCGUUACAAACGCGACAUCCCAGAAUCACAUUACAGCCACAUUGAAAAAAGAUGAAUAUGUA
Papilio machaon (common yellow swallowtail) is the source of this 827-nucleotide messenger RNA. Its product is annotated as fibroblast growth factor receptor 3. NCBI's taxonomy places the organism in Eukaryota, Metazoa, Arthropoda, Insecta, Lepidoptera, Papilionidae. The coding region runs from base 1 to 810 and encodes 269 amino acids. Gene Ontology annotation, molecular function: cell adhesion molecule binding. The transcript has 6 exons. The record is from RefSeq and is a predicted model, not a curated record. Gene Ontology annotation, biological process: cell-cell adhesion. Gene Ontology annotation, cellular component: cell-cell junction.